GGUGGUGUGUGUUUGGCCGUGUUUCACGAGUUUACGUCUUUAAAUAGGACCGGUUCUGGGUGUGGUGUAAAGCUAUGUUUGGGUCCAUCAAAAUAUAUCACUUUUAGUAAUUUAUUCGCUUUGAAAUUGAAAAAGCUGUAGGAGUAAGAAAAUAUAAAUCUUUAAAAACGAAAGCACCUAGAAUAUAAUAACUAUAAAUAUAAAUUAAUCAUAGAUUCAUAGAAAAUUAUUAUAAAGUUAUACUUAUAAUCUGAUAACUUGUAGUUGUAACUUCAAUGUAAGUUGUAAGGAACAGUAGUACUAUUAAUACUAGUAGUAUCACUGUCACUUAUGGAAAACCCAAACAGUUUGUCUACUACAGCCGUUGUUAAUUCAACUGGCGUUUAUUCCCCUUCUCCUCCAAGUUCAGAUCCUUCUAAUCGUGCUGGUGUGAUUGUAUCCUUGAUUAAGAUGUUUUGCAAAGGAGCAUCAGUAAUCUCUGGAGCUUAUUUAUUUGGAGUAUUUGGGAUCAGUCCAUCAUGGUUAUUAAUGGGAUUAGUGAUGUGGAUGGUUAGAGAAAACCACUUGAAGAAAAAGCAGGAUCGUAUUGCUCACAAUCAAGCAGCUGUAACUAAUGAAAAAGCUGCAGUUUUAGCUAGAUUAGAGGACUUACCUUCCUGGGUCUACUUUCCUGAUGUUGAGAGAGCAGAAUGGAUAAACAAGAUCCUACACAAAAUGUGGCCUUAUAUUGGUCAUUACGUAGAGGAUCUUUUGAGAACCAAAGUGGAACCAAGUGUUCGUGAGAGCUUGCCUUCAUACUUACGGAGCUUUAGAUUUGAAAAGAUAGUCCUUGGAGACAUGCCUCCAAGAGUUGGUGGUGUAAAAGUUUAUGAAGAAAAUGUGGGAAGAGAUGAGAUAAUUAUGGAUUUGGAAAUUCUUUAUUCUGGUGAUUCAAACUUCUUGGUAGGAGUCAAAGGUUUAAAAGCAGGCAUCAAAGAUGUACAG
Messenger RNA from Limulus polyphemus (Atlantic horseshoe crab), 984 nucleotides. RefSeq names its product extended synaptotagmin-3-like. Gene Ontology annotation, molecular function: lipid binding. The annotation marks the transcript as partial. NCBI's taxonomy places the organism in Eukaryota, Metazoa, Arthropoda, Merostomata, Xiphosura, Limulidae. The transcript is spliced from 5 exons. The record is from RefSeq and is a predicted model, not a curated record.